This is a messenger RNA of Trichechus manatus latirostris (Florida manatee), 1532 nucleotides long. RefSeq names its product Src homology 2 domain containing E (gene SHE). Gene Ontology annotation, molecular function: phosphotyrosine residue binding. The coding region runs from base 19 to 1506 and encodes 495 amino acids. The record is from RefSeq and is a predicted model, not a curated record. Lineage: Eukaryota; Metazoa; Chordata; Mammalia; Sirenia; Trichechidae. The transcript has 6 exons.
GCGCCCCAGCCCCGGGGAAUGCAGUGGCCCCCGGCCCCUGGCUCCUCUCCGUGUCUGGGCUGGACCUCCUCGCUCGCCUGCUCCGCGGCCACGACGCUCCUGAGCCGCGCCGGCCGGGGCCCCCUCAUGGCGGCCAAGUGGUUCAAGGAGUUUCCCCUGAACCUGAAGACCGUGUCGGAGCGGGCCAAGCCCGGCGGCGGCGGCGGCGGCGGCGGCAAACUGCGCAAGAACUCCGAGGCGGGUGGCGCCGGGCCGACCCCGGGCAAGGGCCGUAAGAACUCGGCAGCCGAGCUGGGGGGCGGCAGGGCGGGCGGCCCCCCCAAGGACAGCCGGCUGUCUCGGGACAGCCUGCAGGGGCUGAUGCAGGCCGCCGCGGGCAAGGGUCGCAAGAACUCCCGGGCCACAGAGGAGGAGCCCCACCGGGGCGCGGCCAAGAGCUCAGGCUGCAGCACCUACAUCAACAGGCUGAUUAAGGUGGAUACCCAGGAGAAGAAUGGGAAGAGCAGCUACCCCGGCGGCGGCAGCAGCAGCAGCAGCAGCAGCAGAUCUUCCUCGGCGUCCUCUUCCCCGUCUUCUUCUCUGGGCCCUGAACUGGACAAGGGCAGGAUUAUUAAACAGCAAGAAACGGUCAUCAUUUUAGAAGACUACGCUGACCCCUAUGAUGCCAAACGGACGAAAGGUCAGAGGGAUGCAGAGAGAGCAGGAGAGAAUGAUGGGUACAUGGAACCCUACGAUGCCCAGCAGAUGAUAACAGAAAUUAGAAGACGGGGUUCCAAAGAUCCUCUGGUCAAGGCGCUUCAGCUGCUGGACAGCCCCUGCGAGCCGGGGGAGAACGGCCUGAAAUCCGAGACGCUGGCCCGAAGACAGAGCUCCAAGGACCUCCUGGGGAAGCCGCCUCAGCUGUACGACACUCCUGAAGGAGGCCCGCGGGCGGAGGCGCGGCCCGGGGACGGCCGGCUGCCUGAGAACGACGAGAGGCCGGCGGCCGAGUACGAGCAGCCGUGGGAGUGGAAGAAGGAGCAGAUUGUGCGCGCGCUGUCAGUCCAGUUUGAAGGAUCUGAGCGACCUUCCGCCAGGGAGGAGCCUGUGAGGCAGCACCACCGACAGAAGAGCUGGACCCAGAAGAUCUUGAAGCCAACCCUCUCCGACCACAGUGAGGGCGAGCGAGUGGACCCAGCCCUGCCCCUGGAGAAGCAGCCUUGGUAUCAUGGUGCCAUCACCCGUGCAGAGGCUGAGAGUCGACUACAGCCCUGCAAAGAAGCUGGUUACCUGGUUCGGAAUAGCGAGUCAGGGAACAGCAGGUACUCCAUUGCACUAAAGACUAGUCAGGGAUGCGUCCACAUCAUAGUGGCUCAGACCAAAGACAACAAAUACACGCUGAAUCAGACGAGCGCCGUGUUUGACAGCAUCCCCGAAGUGGUACACUAUUACUCCAAUGAGAAGUUGCCUUUCAAAGGGGCAGAACACAUGACCUUACUCCACCCUGUACUCAACAAGCUACACUAAGGGUCAGCCCCCAGCAGCUGGGCCUC